Molecule: messenger RNA, 1155 nt
Organism: Adineta steineri
Lineage: Eukaryota; Metazoa; Rotifera; Eurotatoria; Adinetida; Adinetidae
Source: the annotation of a GenBank genome assembly
AUGGAUUGGUGUUUACCAUGGACUAGAUCAGUCUCAUUAUAUGGACAUUAUAUUCCAUCUAUAACAUUAUUUAUAUUUGGUGUUACAUUUAAUCCUAUAGCACUUUAUUAUUUUGCAACAUCACGAAAUUUUCGUCGUUCAGCAUAUUCAUAUUAUUUUUCAGCAAUUGCUGUUUUUGAUUUAAUACGUUUAACAAUAUGGUGUUCAUAUCUAUUAAUUGAUUAUAAAAUAUAUAAAUUAAAUUUUCCCGAAGGUGGAACACUAUGUUCAAUACAAGUUUUUUCUGAAUCAGUUGCAAGUUCAACAAGUGUUUGGUUAACUGUUUCAUUAACUGUCGAACGUUGUUUAGUUACAUUUAAUCCAUUACAAGUCUUAAAUGAUACAAAAGGAAGACGUGCACUUAUUAUUAUAUUUUCUGUUAUUUUGGCAUCAUGUGCAAUUAAUUCACUAUUUUUACAUCCAAAAUUCUAUGAAAUAAGAAUAUACCAGGAGCAUAUUCGAACGACAGUAUGUUAUUAUAAAGAUCCUUAUACUAUACCGGUAAAUCAAACGAAUUCUACUAACAAUUCGAUACUAACACCAAAUGUAAAAUUAGCAUACUCAUUAUCUACAAUAAUCAUUCGUGUUGUUAUUCCAUUUAUAUUACUUCUUACAGCCAAUAUAAUAUUAUUUUUAAGUGUACGUCAAACAGAAAAACAAUCAUUAAAAUCUAAGAAAAUCUUAUUAGUUCGUCAUGGUCAUCAUCGACAAAUAACACCACUGAUUUUUUUUUCAUCAUGUAUUCUUCUCUUAACUGUAUCACCACGAUAUUUAACACAAUUUUAUGUAAAUUUUCGUCUAGGUUCAGGGAAAAAAAUUAGUUGUACAUUGACACAUUUUGCACCACAUUUAUUAAAAACAUUAGAAUUAUCUAAUUAUUCAUUUAAUGUAUUUAUAUCAAUUGCUAGUGGUAAACAUAGUCGAUAUGAAUUAUUUAAUAUGUUAUUAUGUCGAGCAGAUAGAUUACGUUCGAAAUUUCAACACUCAUCAAUAAAUCAAUCAUCUGUUUUAGCUAAAUUACAAAGUCACAAACGAUUAAGCAAUAAAACAGAUAAUCAAACAAAUUCGACUCAUAAAUCACUUCUUUCGAAUAAUAACAAUUUUCAGCAACUUUAA